AUGGCCAGCACAUCACUCUUUGUCAUUGCUAUAGAUUUUGGCACCUCCUACAGCGGAUACUGCUUUUCCCUUGCUUCAGGGGCAUCCCAAAUCCGCCAGGUGUUCUGGGGGGCAGAGCAUGGUUUAAUGACCCCAAAGACGCCCACAUGCAUCCUGUUCAACGAGAAGCAGGAGUUCAGCAAAUUUGGCUAUGAUGCUGUGAUGAAGUACAAGAGCCUGCCUUCCAGUGAAGCUCAGAAGUGGUACUUCUUCCAGAACUUCAAGAUGAAUUUGUACGACAGGAAAGUCACUUCUGACAUGGAGCUGGUAGCAAGCAAUGGAAAGAAACUUCCUGCCCUCAAAGUCUUUUCCGAAAGCCUCCGUUACAUGAUGGAACAUGCCUUGAACAACAUCGAGAGUGCCUCUUUCCAAACUGUCUGUGGCCACAGCGAGGUCACCUGGGUCAUUACUGUCCCAGCCAUAUGGAAUGCUGCUGCCAAGCAGUUCAUGCGGCUGGCAGCGAAGCAGGCAGGACUCAUCUCUGACAUGCUUUCUGAGAAGCUGAUUAUUGCCCUGGAACCAGAGGCUGCAUCGCUCUGGUGCAAACAGCUUCCACGGGAAGGGUUUAUGGUAGACAGCAGUGACAAUGAAAAGUUUGAAGACUCCCCAGGGAUCCAGUAUAUUGUUGUUGACUGUGGAGGUGGCACAAUAGACAUCACAGUACAUGAGAUAAAAGAAGACCAUUACCUUACAGAGUUACACAAGGCAUCUGGAGGUGGAUGGGGAGGCAACACAGUGGAUGAAAACUUCAGUGCUUUUCUCAAGGAAAUAUUUGGUGAUGAUUUAUGGGAUGAAUAUGUAAAGAGUCACCCUGCAGAAUUACAACAAAUGAUGUACAACUUUAGUCUACAAAAAUGCUCUACUAGUAGGGAAGAGGUCUACCUACGUUGCUACUACAACUUGACCAGACUGGCAGAGUGCAAGAAGGACAUUCACUGUUUCUUCGAAAAAGUAGAUGGAGCUAUGUGGAAUAAUGGGACGAUCAUGAUCACAUAUGAGAAAAUGAAGAGCUUUUUUGCCUACAGCACCAAAAAAAUCAUUGAUGCUUUGAAGGAAAUCCUUCACAAGCCUGAUAUGUCCAAUGUCCAGUAUAUUUUGCUUGUGGGAGGCUUUGCAUCUAGCAUCAUCCUGAGGGAUGAGAUAUAUCAGACCUUCAGCAAAAAGUAUCAUAUCCUUUGUCCGAUAGAGGCCCAAAUAGCCAUUGCAAAAGGGGCUGUUUUAUUUGGAGUCAAUCCACAGAUUGUUGCCUCAAGAAUCAGUGCUCGGACAUACGGUGUAGCAGUAACUCAGAACUUUGAUCCUGAAAUCCAUGAUUUAUGGAGACUCAGAAUCUCCAAAUCUGAAGACUAUAUUUAUUGUGACGAUGUCUUUGAGAAAUUGGUGGGAAUUGAGCAGUCGGUGAAUAUAAAUGAAGUUGCACACUAUACUUUCUAUCCAGUCGAACCAGAUCAGACAAAUGCAUGCUUUUCUUUCUAUUGCACAGAAAAAGGGGAUGCUCAGUAUGUAGAUGAGGAAGGGAUGGAACUGCUUGGCUCUUGCACUGUUCCAAUGCCAGACACAAAGCUAGGGAGGAAGCGUCAACUCAAAUUGGAGAUUAAAUUUGGGCUCACUGAAUUUAAGGCCACAGGUACCGACAUUACUUCCAAACAAAGUCAGACAGUUAUGAUAGAUUUUUUAUCUAUGUAA
Molecule: messenger RNA, 1725 nt
Organism: Tinamus guttatus (white-throated tinamou)
Lineage: Eukaryota; Metazoa; Chordata; Aves; Tinamiformes; Tinamidae
Product: heat shock 70 kDa protein 12A-like
Molecular function (GO): ATP binding; ATP-dependent protein folding chaperone
Source: RefSeq, a predicted model, not a curated record